This is a messenger RNA of Cuscuta campestris, 1247 nucleotides long. The record is from the annotation of a GenBank genome assembly. Lineage: Eukaryota; Viridiplantae; Streptophyta; Magnoliopsida; Solanales; Convolvulaceae.
CUAUUUUCCCCUAACGCCAAGGUUAAAGAGAUUGUACAUGUCAAAGAGAACAGCGAAGUCCAUGCGUUGGCAUGCGGAGCACAGUCACGAUAGUGUUGGAGAUAUGUGCCAUCCUUGCGAUUCUGAGGCCUGGAAGCAAUUCAACCUUUCUAAUCCAACAUUUGCUUCUGAAGUUCGAAAUGUAAGGUUGGGUCUCUGCACAGAUGGUUUUCAACCUUUCGGGCAAUCGGGUUCUCAAUACUCUUGUUGGCCAGUAAUGGUCACUCCUUACAAUCUCCCUUACUGGAGAGAGUUUCAGAAACAUGCCACUUGGGACCCUCGCAUUGAUGAUAGCGUUAUGUUCUGUGCUUGGCAAUCGAAGGCUAGAAGACGAUACACCGACUGGCUCUCAUCUAUUAGGAAUGAGAAGAAAGGAACAGAGAAGGUGCAGCCACUUGUACCGCAAUCGUGGAAGGAGUAUUGGAAGUCACCAAAGUUCUUGGCAUCCUCCAAGCAAAACAAGAAAAAUCGGCGUGGCGGUGACGAGAAUGCCCCUGCUAGCGCCACGCACACCGGUGGUCCAUUGUCUUUUCGCGAGACUCAAGCGCGCCUUGGUAAAAGUGGAAAGGCUUCUGACUUGUACUCUUCGAAAUGGGCAUGUGCUGCUGGAGACGUUUGUUGGAGUUACUGCUGGUCCACGGCUGCUGGACUGAAUGUUGCUGGAACUGUUUGUGAUUUGCCAAGCUGGUUAUGCUGAUGAUUUGCUGCUUUGGAUAUCAUGGUGAUUCUUAAGGAUGAGUCAGCAGAGACUUCUAAAACUGCCAAUGACAUAGAGAAGUUUGCUCAUUUGCAGAAGGUGGACAAGAAUUGAUCCUUGCUGCAAUUGAAAUGGUGGAUGCUAAUUCAAAAUUAAGGGGAUUUGUUGUCUACUCAACUUGCUCUAUUCUGAUUGAUGAGAAAUUGGUGUUGCCGAGCUCUCUGAUCAAAUUCCUGAGAUUUUAAGGCUAAUGCAAGCACUUGUGUCGAAUGGGAAGAAUGCGAGAUUGAGAUUCUGAAGAUGCUUACUGUAGCUAUGCUAGUUACAUGUUGCUAUAAUAUAUGGAGAACAAGGAAUCUAAAGAGUCAUGAUACAAGGGAGAUUAGUGCACAGGAGGCAGCCAGUAUAUAUGAUCAUACUUCAGACAAGAAUCCUUAUUAAAUGAAAAAGUAGAGUUAGCCUUUUUGAUGUAGUUUGUUUGAUGUUGUAUUUGCUGGUUUUAGUGUAUUUU